CCGCCCCCGCUGCUGCCGCCGCUGCUGCUGUUGACGCUCCUGGUGGCCGCUGUGGAGCUCCGACCUCCCGCCACGGUCAACGCUCUGCCCAUCGUCGACCCGGGGUUGUUCGUGAUCAUGGGCGUGAAGACGUGCCGCGCGGGCGCCGGCUACUGCCUGCUGGGCAACGACUGCACGCUGGACGAGGACUUUCUGCCCGACGACCGCCACGGCCACUGCGACGGCCUGCGCUCCGCCUUCACGCCCAGCGCGCACUUCGUCUGCUGCCGGUACAGCGCCGAGGCCAACGCCACCGCCGUCCAAGCGGACCCCGCCGCCGCCGCCGCCACCACCACCGUCACCGAAACGGACACCGCCGCUACCACCCCCACCCAGACGGAGCCUUACGACGAUGAAGGCUCGCAGGCCACGGACGCUGUGCAACAUCGAGCCACGGAGCAGACCUUGGAAGAGACGACCACUCAGCUCGCGGGUACUGAUUGGACCACCAUUGGGCUGGAUAUCGACGAAAGCAACAGUGAGGAGACGAAACCUAACGAAACUAAAGCUCUCAAAAGAAGCAGAAUCGAGUUGGAAGAUGAACAAAGAGCGUUCACUGGGAAAUCCGGAUUUACAGUGACUGAAAUCACUACGAAUCCAACUACUAAUAUUGCCCAGGAUACAACAUACCCUGUCAGUUCACCUUCUAAGGGACACACCAAUGAACAUCACUCAAAGCCCGAAGAUCCCAAAUCACCUAGCAGUAAUGCAGACGAGAAUCACAUUAGCUUAGAUGAUAGUAAAAAUAAUGUAGAUUCUUUCACACAUAAUGGUGUAAUGAUGGACGAUAUACUUAAACUCAUAACUGAAGGAGAGUGGCAAAUUAGUUUAAAAAAUAAUGAGGUGACAGACGACGAUAAUUCUGAAAGCACUACAGAUGAAAAUUACACGGAACCAUUAUCACUCUCAACGUCGUAUGAUGAUCAAACCGAAGCUACCAAGCAAACGGACAUGCAGGAUAUGGAUUUUAGCAAACAGACUGAGUCUUCUGAUCAAAUAUCAACAACGGACACAGAAAAACAUGCUGAAGAAACUACCCUAACUCCUACAAUUUCAACUUUCACAACCGAGAGAGAAUCGUCCACUGCGUCUCUUCAGUCUGACAUAGAUAUCGAAACAGAGAUAAAAGUUCAUGACAAAAGCGGUCAGGAGAGUUCGAACACAGGGGACUCUGAAUCGACAACACCGUCAGAUGAAGCACUGAGUUCCUCUACAGUUUUGAUCCCUGACUUGAGUAUCAAGACAGAAAUCAAAGUGAAGGACGAAACAGAAAAAGACAACUCCAGCGAAGAAACCUCCGAACCGACAACUGUGCCUAACACUACACCAAGUUCUACGAAGGUUCCUCGUCCAGCAACGAACGAGUCAUGGGAAAACGAUGGCAGAAUUUCGGUGUGCCUAGGCGACGCGAUUCACGAUGACCCCUGCUGGUUGGUUCGCUUUGUGGACGAACGUUUUGACAACUUCCUCUGCCACGGAACGAUGAUCAGUGGAAAUCUCAUCCUUACAUCUGCUGUCUGUGCAAUUAGUCUGUAUCAAGCAGGAACGAAGAACGUGAAGGUGAGUGGUGAAUCGUCAACCAAACCACCAAUGAAUGUUAGCAGCAUCGCCAUACACGAAGAGUAUCGUCCCAGAGGUGUAGAAUCUUCUCGCUACGAUAUAGGUCUCGUAAGCGUGAAAGCGAGUACGUGUAUGGUGUGCAUGGCAACUCCGAACCUCGAAUUGAGGCCUCCAAACUGCUACACUUUCGCAAGCAGCAGUCAAGGAGAUGGUGAUGUGAAGCGUACUCAAUGUGAAGAAGUGAGUUUACAACAAGAUGAUAAUCAAUCGGUGAUGUGUAUUCUUCCAAAGCAAGAAAACUUGCAGGUGCACUCGGGCGCGCCGCUGGUGUGCUCCGGAACGGUCGCAGGGGUGGCGUCCUCUUCGGGAGACACGCCCACCUUCACCCCCACUGCGCGGCUGCUGCCCUGGGUACAGUGGAACGUCAAGCGGCUCCGCGCGCGCCCCGGCAGCACCUCGCCGGUCCACUGAACCACCCUGAUACAUUACACCGCACCACACCAACCCUCCCUCCACCAUGGCGGAGUUGCCAAGCGAUCAACCAGGGCUUACAAAAUAUCUUCUUGUUAUACAUCGCGGUUACUCGUGUGCAUGUGACUCUUCAUAAGCAGGUGAAUACAGGUUGUCUUUGAAUUUCGUAAUAUCGUUUGCUAAAGAACAUCGUUUUUAUCUGCUACAUUCCAACAUUCUAAGCAUAGGAGUGCGCACAAGAAAGGGCAGCGGGGCUGUCGCCAAAUUUCAAAAUGGUCCCUUAGCCCUAUGUAAUAAAUCAUUUUGUUUCCAUAAACUUGAUCAAUUCCUAAUUUUUCGUUUUUUUAAGCUAGUAUUUUGGGC
This is a messenger RNA of Gryllus bimaculatus (two-spotted cricket), 2433 nucleotides long. The record is from the annotation of a GenBank genome assembly. NCBI's taxonomy places the organism in Eukaryota, Metazoa, Arthropoda, Insecta, Orthoptera, Gryllidae.